AAAAUCAUGGGAAAGAUAAUAUUCUAUGAGGACAGAAACUUCCAUGGUCGUAACUAUGAGACUAGCGGUGAUUGUCCUGAAGUGACCUCAUACCUGAGCCGCUGCUGCUCAUGUAGGGUGGAAAGUGGCUGCUUCAUGGUCUAUGAGCGCACCAACUUCAUGGGUCACCAAAUGCUGGUAAGAAGAGGAGACUAUCCGGAUAACCAACGGAUCAUGGGAGCAAGCAUCAGUGACUGCAUCAGAUCUUGCAGAAUGAUCCCUAUGCAUAAAGGAGCGUUCAGAAUGAGAAUCUUCGAAGGAGAGAACUUUGUCGGACAAAAGUAUGAGCUGAUGGAUGACUGCGAGUCAAUCCAGGAACGUUUUCACAUGGCUGAUUGCCAGUCCUGCAAUGUCACACAUGGCCACUGGCUGCUUUAUGAACAACCCAAUUUUGAAGGCAGAAUGAUAUACAUCAGGCCAGGGGAGUACAGCAGCUUUAAUAAUAUUGGUCUAGGCCCAAUGAAAAUUCAUUCCAUCAGACGCAUCAUGGAAUCCUGUUAGAAGAAAUUACACUUGCUAAGAAAUCCUCAGACCAUUCAUUGUCAGACCUUAUGCUGGUGCAGUGUGCCCAGAGUUCCUCCUGAUGCAUGACAAUGCCCAGCCUCAUAUGGCAAGUGUAUAGGCAGCUUCUGGAUAACAAAGCCAUUGAUGCCACUGACAGGAACUCACAUUCCCCAUAACUGAGUACAAUUGAGAACCUAUUCAAUGUUAUGUAUCGGGGCAUUUGAAGUCAACAUAUGCUGUCUUGGAGCUUGCUUAUGGGUAUGUGACCAUACACACUAAUGACUUACAGUAUAAUAAGUUACCAUAAUGAAUUUAAUGCAAGUAGGAUCAACCUGUAAUUUCAAAUUUUUACUUUAAUUUUGAAUCCAGCCCUCAAUGGUUUGAUGAUUUUGGCUUGUACUGACCAUUGUCAUUUGGUUCUCAACCAAUUACACAAUGUAAAUAAGUAAAUAUUUUAAAUUUCAAUAUUUCAUUCAUUAAA
Molecule: messenger RNA, 1024 nt
Organism: Carassius auratus (goldfish)
Lineage: Eukaryota; Metazoa; Chordata; Actinopteri; Cypriniformes; Cyprinidae
Product: gamma-crystallin M3-like
Exons: 3
Coding region: 7-540 (177 amino acids)
Biological process (GO): visual perception; lens development in camera-type eye
Molecular function (GO): structural constituent of eye lens
Source: RefSeq, a predicted model, not a curated record